Messenger RNA from Botrytis porri, 1122 nucleotides. RefSeq lists its product as uncharacterized. The record is from RefSeq and is a predicted model, not a curated record. The transcript is spliced from 2 exons. Bases 1 to 1122 code for a protein of 373 amino acids. NCBI's taxonomy places the organism in Eukaryota, Fungi, Ascomycota, Leotiomycetes, Helotiales, Sclerotiniaceae.
AUGAGUUCUUCUUCAUCUCAAGAAAUUGUGCAACCUGAUCACAUUAAUGCGGUCCUACCAGUAAUUCCUAGUAGGUUUCCAAGGUUUCCAAAGUUUCGGAAGCUUUCCUUUGAGUUACGCCAUAUGAUUUGGAAAUUGAGCUUACCUGGUGCCCGAAUCAUUGAUAUCAUUUACGACAGAGACAAAGACAAGUACUUGUCGUUCCAUUCUAGACCACCCUCUCUACUGCACACAAACAAAGAAGCCAGAUCGUUUGCGCAAAAUGUCUACAAUUUGUGCUUUCCAACACCAUCCCACCCGGCGAAUAUUUACAUGGGAUAUGAUAUCGAUGUUGUCUACUUCUCCGACUGGCUUACGGGCUAUAAAUAUGAGGAGAACGGUUGGUUCGAACAUGUUGACAUUGGCCCGCUUGGUAAGAUGGGAGUAGGAAGACAGGAUUUGAAAUCGAUUGCAAGAGUCGCUGUCAACUCAAUCUAUUUGGAUGUACCCGAGAGAUUUUCGGCUAACAGGAUGGAAUAUUUCUGUCACUCCACAUCAAAUGUACUCGCCAGAUUUAGUUCCUUGAAGAGACUAUACGUGGUUGUUGAAGAUGUUGACCCCUAUCAGAAAGGGGAAAUUACAUUUCACGACAUUCCUGGCAAUAUUUGCCUUCACCCUCCAAGUUUCUGUGCCUUCUGUGGAGCCCACGAAAUCGUCAGGGGGUUUACAGACAUGAAGUGGGAUUUAACUUGUACUUGGAGAGUCCCUUCUGUCUCGGUUGUGGGAGCGGCUCGUGAGGAUAAUCUAUCACACAUGGGUCAGUAUCAACGUUGCGAGUGUAACAAUUUUCCUCAAAUACCAGGCCUCACUUAUCAACACUCCCCGUGCGAGGAGUACCGUCCACAGCCAGCAAAGAUCGCCGAUCAAGUUGAUGAUAAUGAUGGCGAUGAUGAUCCAUCUAAGUUUGUCGAAGAUGAUUUGCCGGAAGAAGAAUGGGGUCUUGCUGAGAAUGAACUGGAUAAAUUGAUCUCAGACGAAGAGGCUUAUUAUACAUUCAUUGCUGAGUAUUGUGAGGGAGAGUAUGGAGUUCACCAUGAGAAGUGGCUUGGCAUCGACUACAUGUUGAGCCGUCCUUUCUUGUGA